AUGGCUCGCGCCUACCGAUCUGCUUCUGCUAAGAACCACCAAGGCUGCUGUUCAGCAUCGCUGGCACGCGCAGAGCGGCCUCAAGGGAUCAGGAAAUCAACGCCAAUACGUAGGAGCGCACGUCUCCAGCAGCGCCUCCCGCCCGAACAAGUCCACCAGUCGUUCAUUGUGCAUGACAGCAACGGCCAAGACGCUCAGUUGCAAUCCACGACCAUACAGUCCACGGAACGAAAGCGCAAACGCUCUCCCGAGAUAGACACGUCGGACCGACCCGCGCACAAGCGGCAGCGACCGUCUCCAACAACGACAGAGGCACUGCACGAGGAAACGGCGAGCGAGAGCGGGGAUAGCAACAAUCCUAUCGACUACUGGCGGAAGCACCUACACUGGCCGCGGCAAUUCUUCGAGUCUGGCAGCAAAAUGAGUCACCUUCUUGCGAGGAAGAAGUCCACUUCGGCACUUCGCCGGAAGUCAUCGGCGUCGUCGAUCAACUCGAGCGAUACUACUCCCACGCAAUCCGACCAGAUACCGAGGGAAGCAAAAAGCAUGCCGUACAGGGACGCGAGAUACGAGACACUUCUCGAGGCAAAGAACAGUUUCCUGCGCAGGGAUGACGCCGGCGUGAAGAAAGAGGCGAAAAAGCUGUGUCGGGAUCUCCUCGAGACCGAACAGGCAGUACCCGAAGACACGCUAUUUAGCGAUGACAUUUUUGAGGAAACCUGCGAGAUGAUGCGGAAGAGAAACGAAGCUCGACUCGUCCGCGAUAUUACGUUGUUGAUUGUUCCUUCGGCGGAAAUACACAUGAUACGUCGUCCUCGACAUUCAAGAAUUCUGGUAGAAACUGUUAAUGAAGGCUGGAACAGCUCGAUCCCCGUUACAUCCCCACGCCCGCAACCGGACUACUCGGCUGGAUUCCGGCGCGAGGCCUUUACAGCGGACCAGCUAAAACUUCUCGGGCCCUUCGUCGGGACUCUAUGGGACGAAUCAUACUUCGCAGCGACAUGGUAUAUGUACUUCCCCUUUCUCACCUGCGAGGUCAAGUGCGGCGCGGCGGCGCUGGACAUCGCAGAUCGGCAGAAUGCGCAUAGUGCGACGCUCGCGGUGCGGGCCGUAGUAGAGCUAUUCCGGCUGGUAAAGCGCGAGCAGGAGAUCGACCGCGAGAUCCUGGCCUUUUCUGUGUCGCACGACCACAGGAUGGUCCGCAUCUAUGGGCACUAUCCUGUCCUCGACGGGAGGGACACGAAAUACUACCGCCAUUUGAUCCACACCUUUGACUUCACGGCUAUAGAUGGCAGGGAAAAGUGGACGACCUACAAGUUUACCAAGAACGUCUACGACAACUGGAUGCCCGACCACUUUAAGCGAAUCUGCUCCGCCAUCGACGAGAUCCCUCCCGACAUCAGCUUCGAUGUCUCGCAAGAGUCGGAACUACAGUUUUCACGGACGGGUCUCUCGCAAGACCUAGAGAGCCAACGUCCUUCACAGGUAGAGGGUUCGGCUUCGGUUGCUGGUGACGGUAGCGUGUCAAGCGUUGCAAAUGCUAACAACACAACUCCUAACACGUCUGUUUCCCAGAGUUUCAAGAAGCCAAGGAGGCUUUGA
Diplodia corticola is the source of this 1602-nucleotide messenger RNA. RefSeq lists its product as uncharacterized. The record is from RefSeq and is a predicted model, not a curated record. The transcript has 3 exons. The coding region runs from base 1 to 1602 and encodes 533 amino acids. NCBI's taxonomy places the organism in Eukaryota, Fungi, Ascomycota, Dothideomycetes, Botryosphaeriales, Botryosphaeriaceae.